GUUAGCAAGCUGAGAGGCAAAAUCCUGUUCAUUACCGGCGCAUCCCGUGGAAUCGGCAAGGCGAUAGCCCUGAAGGCAGCUCGCGAUGGGGCGAAUAUAGUGAUCGCUGCCAAGACGGCGGAACCACAUCCCAAGCUACCUGGAACCAUCUAUACGGCGGCUGAGGAGAUCGAGCGGGUUGGAGGCCGGGCGUUAGCCUGCAUUGUCGAUGUGCGCGAUGAGAAGCAAGUCCAGCAGGCCGUGGAGGCAGCAGUGGCCAAGUUCGGAGGCAUCGAUAUCGUUAUCAACAAUGCCAGUGCCAUAUCCAUGACCCCCAUACUCGACACGGAGAUGAAGCGCUAUGACCUGAUGCAGAACAUCAACACUAGGGGGACAUUUCUGGUAUCGAAAAGCUGCUUGCCGUAUCUGCUGAAGAGCGACAAUCCGCACAUACUGAACCAGUCGCCCCCGCUGAACAUGAAGCCGCAGUGGUUCGCCAAUCACGCCGCGUACACGAUCGCCAAAUACGGAAUGUCCAUGUGUGUUCUGGGAAUGUCGGAGGAGUUCCGUGACCAAGGAAUCGCCGUAAAUGCUCUGUGGCCGCGUACAACGGUUCACACGGCAGCGGUGGAGAUGCUCAGUGGCCCAGAUGGGGCUUUGUACUCCCGCAAGCCCGAGGUAAUGGCCGACGCUGCGUAUGCAAUUAUUAGCCGGGAUGCUAGGGACUACACCGGACAUUUCUUCAUUGACGAUGAUGUUUUGCUGGAUGCUGGUGUGAAGGAUCUUGCCAAAUAUGCCUGCUAUCCGGAGAAUAUACAUAAGCUUGCUGUGGAGAUAAUGUUUUUUAUCCCCAAU
Drosophila miranda is the source of this 834-nucleotide messenger RNA. Its product is annotated as hydroxysteroid dehydrogenase-like protein 2. Lineage: Eukaryota; Metazoa; Arthropoda; Insecta; Diptera; Drosophilidae. The record is from RefSeq and is a predicted model, not a curated record. The transcript is spliced from 3 exons. The annotation marks the transcript as partial. Gene Ontology annotation, cellular component: mitochondrion.